Messenger RNA from Glycine soja, 2883 nucleotides. RefSeq names its product ELF3-like protein 2. The coding region runs from base 320 to 2449 and encodes 709 amino acids. The transcript is spliced from 6 exons. Lineage: Eukaryota; Viridiplantae; Streptophyta; Magnoliopsida; Fabales; Fabaceae. Gene Ontology annotation, biological process: regulation of photoperiodism, flowering. The record is from RefSeq and is a predicted model, not a curated record.
CAACGUGUGGUAACCAUGCACUGACUUACCCUUUGGCCUUGCCUUGCACUUCGCAGUGCAUGCAAAUGAAUUGAAAGAAAGAGAGACUCGGUCACUGCCUCUGUCUCCAAUCAUCCGCAUUCAUUGUGCCAUGUUACUCUCCGAUCCCUCUUAUACUCUUUGCCUCCAACUCUUCCUCAUCAACUCAACAACAUGGUAGGGUCAUCAUCACUCGCCAACAAUGCUAUUGCUAUUGAUGCUAUUUCAUACUCAAACGGGAACACUACUUUCUCUACAAACAUUGGAGAUAUGAAGUUGUUGCAAGUGGUUAGUGCGUAGAAUGAUGAAUAGGAUGAGUGGGGGAAUUGAAGAGGACAAGGAGAUUAGCCCAAUGUUUCCAAGGUUGCAUGUUAAGGAUGCAGAGAGAGGAGGGCCAAAAGCACCCCCAAGGAAUAAGAUGGCACUCUAUGAACAAUUCAGCAUCCCUUCUCAAAAUUUUGCACCAGGAUCAGCAUCCUUGUUUCCACUUCCGCUCAGAAACUACACAGGCCCUACAUCAUCUAGCCACAUCAGUAGCAAUCAAAGCAUCCAAUUUUGCACCUCUAGCAUGCCUUCUAUUCUGGCUGAGAAGAGUCAAACCUAUAAUUCCAGAAAGACUAACUUAACCAAAUUCAUGCAAGAUGAUUUCAUUAAUAGUAAGAAUUCUCUGAGAACACUUGAUGGCGAAGAUACUUUUAUAACUUGUGGUUCUGCACAUAGAAAAAACUCAUCCUGUAGCAUCAUCCAAAAUUUUAAAGAUGAAGACAAACUUUCUCAUAGUAAUUUGAGCGGUUCGCUUAAAAGUCCAAAUUCAUUUCGAAAGGUGAAUUCACCUGGUGCUGUAGACCUGAAGUCAGCACAAUAUGGGAAGAACCGGAUGGAGGAUCAUACUGAAGUGAGUCAAAAUGGUCAGAAGCCAGAGGAAGUGCUUCCUCACUCAUUAGAUGGUUUUGGUGACAUGACAGAUGCAUCAUUAAUCUCAUUGGUGAAAGGUAAGAAUUCUAAAUCAAUGAAUAAAGAGCAUAGAUCUUUGAAGGAAGAAAAGAGAAGUAUUUUAAUAGAUAGCUUGAAAACAUCGCAAGGUAGCAGUGUCCGUACACAUGAAGAGCUUGCAGUUUUUGAGGACCAAGUAAACUCAAGGGACCAUCACAUUGAGAAGCCAACAGCUAAUGAUGUACACAAAUGUGCUGGUGAGUUAGAAAUUGGUAGAAGGUGCUUCCUGGACAAGGUAGACAUGAAUGAAGAUGAGGAGACAUAUAGGCAUUCUGAUGCUGUAAGUAAAGCUAACUCAGAAUGUACAUUGGCUAUGGAUAUUUCCCCUGACAAUGUUGUAGGAGCUAUAGGUGAACAACAAUUUUGGAAAGUCAGAAGAACUAUCAUUAAUCAACAGAAAAUCUUUGUCAAGCAAGUGUUUGAGUUGCAUAGACUGAUAAAGGUGCAAAGAUUAAUAGCAGGCUCACCCCAUGUAUUGCUUGAAGAUAACCUUUUACUUAACAAGCCACCACUAAAAACAUCCACAAGCAAGAAGUUUCAAUCUGACUUUGCCAGCCAAAAACCAUCAUCAGUUGUUAAACUUGACAAUAAAUCUGUGAAGGUCAAUACUGCUGAGAAGGCUACAAACAGCGCAGUUGGGAAGAUUCCCAUUCCUUGUAUCAGCAACACAACCAAAGGUCAUGCUAAUCAGCUGCCAAACUAUGGCCAUCAUUUAGGAAACCCUGCAUUAGCCUCUGCAGAUUCAAAUUCCAAACAGUCGCCAAGCUAUGUCUACCCCCCACCUGGGAACCAGUGGCUAGUUCCUGUCAUGUCCCCAUCUGAAGGCCUAGUAUACAAACCAAUCAUAUGGCCAUGCCCUCCAAAUGCAGGCUUCAUGGCACCCAUAUAUGGUUCUUGUGGCACAGUGAGCUUCAAUCCUCUAAGCAAGGAUGCUUCUUCAGAUGCAGCUCUUGCUCCAAGUUCUCACCAAAAGCUUGGAAUCCUUUCUGGUUCAUCUUUACCCCAUUUCUUACCACCAUCAUUCAUGAAUCAUCCAUCUUCUAUAUCAGCUUCAGCUGUUGAGCAAAUGGGGCAAUCUAAUGGUCCUGAAAAUCACCACUCAUGGGGUGAAGUCAAUUCUGCCAUACUGUUCCAAAGCUCAUCUAACAUGUCAAGCCCCACAAGUCAAGUGAUGCCAAGAAACAUUUCAACUUAUCAUCACUCACUGAAAGAUAAAGAACUGCAGAGAAGCACAGCUAGCAGUCCCUCCAAGAGGGUGAGUGGAGAAGCGCUUCCUUUGUUUCCUUUGGCACCAACAUUUUGGCAAUCAGAAGAUACAAACACACAGGUUGAACAACAACCACGAGUAAUCAAAGCUAUGCCUCACAAUCCAAAAACAGCAAGUGAAACAGCUGCCAAGAUAUUCAGGUCAAUACAAGAAGAAAGGAAACAUUUGUAAACUAGUGAUGACAUUGUCUGUCUCAUGACAUGACAUGUCUGUUAAUUUCAGAUAUUUCUAGUUUGACAAUCAAACAUUGUAUCUAUAACCAUUUUUCCCUGAUAAAUAUACCUGCAAUGUAUUUAUUGACAAUAAUACUAGAGGACUUCUAAGGAAGAAGCACAUGCAUCGUUAGGCAGAAGCUGAAGCAACACUGUAAAUUCAUGAGACUAAAGAAAAAUAUUUGUACCAACCACUUGAAGAAAUGCAGAAACCUCAGCAGCUCGCUCAGCCUUGUACAAAUAAGUUGCUAGGUUUCAUGCAGACUAGUGGUAGCAUCACACACUCAAGCUAGGGAACUACAAAAUGUAGAAUUGUGGACCCUUUUGAUUAUUUACACACCUGAAUUGUUUUUUGUAUUUUGAUCAAUACAAAUAAAAAGUCACAAUCUAUCA